Molecule: messenger RNA, 4849 nt
Organism: Tigriopus californicus
Lineage: Eukaryota; Metazoa; Arthropoda; Copepoda; Harpacticoida; Harpacticidae
Product: calcium-activated chloride channel regulator 1-like
Exons: 9
Coding region: 168-4430 (1420 amino acids)
Source: RefSeq, a predicted model, not a curated record
GCCGGUAUAUUUUCUAAGCCAUUCAGUUGAGAACGAGUCCCUUGUGAGGUUAGUGACUAUCUCACGUGGAGAUCGGCACGCUAGUUCUUGUUAAGCCUUUCGAUCUUCUGGAAUUGAUUGAGUGAACAAAACCAAGAAGUAAGGUAGUGGUGUUGUUUCAUGUGGUGAUGGGCGUAUCACGAUCUAAAUCCAAUCCUCGGGCUUGGCCAGCCGGACUCUCAUGGAUUUGGCCGUGCUUUCUUACAUUGUGGUGGUUCAGUGCCAGUGUCCAUGGAUUGUACGCCGUGAAACCCUUGCGAUUCGAUCAGGACACUGGUGGUUAUGAAGAGGUAGGCGUGGUGAUUUCGUCCCACCUCAAACGCGAAGAGUGUCCGCAAAUCCUGGAAAAUGUGAAGGUUGCCAUCACCGAAGCUUCCCGAUCACUCUAUAUUCAAUUGGAUGGGAAAAUUCAUUUCUCCUCGGUCAACGUCCAACUUCCCAUGGGAUGGACGGCAUCAGAUUGUCAGACGCCUCUCGAGGCUACCAAACCAGUCAGAAACUCGAACGGGGACAUCUACGUCUCGCUGGACCACCCAAUCUACAACGACGAACCCUGGACUCAACAGAGCAUGGGGUGUGGACAGCCGGGAGAUUUCAUCUACUUGCCUCGAUCUUGUAUGGAUGUGGAGAAGAUUCCUAGGAAUAAAAGCAUCAGCGUUAAGAACAUCAACAAGUUGGCCAAGAAUCAAUCCAUUCGCCUGGGGGAGAAGAUUCGGGAUCAAUGGAUCCGAUAUAGGUUUGGCGUGUUCUCGGACUUGAAAGAUUCCAAUGUUUUGCCAUCAGUGAACCUAGACCAACACGCUUUGUGCUUCGGUAAAUCCGUCAAGGAGAUUGUUUUAAGCCAUCCCGAUCUAAUCACUUCCAAGGGUGGAGCAGAGACUCAAUUAUUAUCGUCCUCAUCAAGCAAGAAAUUUCAACAGUUUCAACCCAAACAGAAGUCGCAACCACAACAACUUUUGCCGCCACCUCCAAAAUUCAGAUUCACACGAGCCGAAGGAUCCAAGUACGUGAUCGUUUUGGAGAACUCGCAAGCCAUGAAUGAGAACUCCCAUUGGGACGUAAUCCGAAGGGCGUGCAAGAAGUUCCUUCUCCACGAUGCGCCCUCAGACGCGAGCGUGGCAUUGGUGCUAUUCAAUCAGAGGUCGCACAUUGCCCAUUCACUGACCACUCUCGGAAAUCGGGAAUCUCGUCAGAGUCUGGCGGUUCAGAUUAAUAACAAGUAUUCCCUCAGUCCCAAGAACCACAGUUGUGUUCUAUGCGGAAUCAAGAGUGCCAUGGAGGCCCUUGAGGCUGGGUCUUUCUCGCCCAUGGGGGCCAAUGUGAUCCUGAUCAGUCAGGGCUUGUCUACCAACUUGGGGCUGGACGACGAGACUCAAGUGUUGGAUAUGGCGGCCAAACAUUGGCUCCAAAUCUAUUCGGUGGCCAUUCCCAGCCAACCUCAAGCUGACAUUUCGAUGCCGUUGGAGCGCCUGACCCAGAAAACGGGUGGACUCUCCUACUUCAUCCCAGAAACGAGCUAUGACAAGGAAUCUUUGGCCACUUAUGUGGCUAUGGUGGACGCUUUCCGAGAGAUUCAAGCCCGAUCAACGGAUGACGGGCCUUUUUUGAUUCACGAAAAAUCGUUCGCUCCCGCAUUGAAUGGUGGUCAGCCCUCUCCUCUCUCCUCUCCAUCCUCACCAUCCUCACCCACCGAGGAAACUGGGUCCUUUGUCAUUGACAAAUACGUUGGCAGAGACACCCAAUUCAAAGUUUUCGCUGCCAACGAGGGGGAGGGUUUCGUCAAGUCCAUAACCAUCAUUGAUCGCCAAGGCCAACAAUAUGGGGGCCUGCAUGAUACCCUGGCAGCUUUUCGCACGUUCUCUGUGUACCGAGUGCCCUAUGAAUUGGAUCAAAACAUUGGUAUGAAAUGGACCUACUCGGUGGAGCGAAUCCCUUCCCCUAAAAACGUCAAUGACCACAUCGUUCAAGUCACAUCACGGUCCAGAAUCCGAGGUGAAGAAAUCAAGAUUAAAUUCUACACCAACAUGGACUUACACGCUAUUCAAGUGAGAGCAGCCAAUCCAAUAAAACUAUUCGCCGAGGUCAAAUUGAAUGGAGCGCCCGUGAUUGAUGCUCGGGUCGUGGCUCAUAUUCAAGGUUUGAACCACGUGGGUCAACUCACCGAUGUCAUCUCGAUUCCUCUCUACGAUUCUGGUCACGGAGAUCCCGAUUUGAAACGCGAUGAUGGGAUUUACUCGCGCUACCUGACCGAUCUGUCGGGUGGAGAAGGCAGAUAUUCCGUGACUCUCGUAGUGGAUGACAAUGAAGAACGAGCGUUUAGUUUCCAAAGAGCUUCCGCUCUCAUGGGCGAGACUUCGUCAUCGUUGUCAUGUUGCAAAGAUGGAAGAAACAAGAUCCGAAAUGAGAAGCUACGCCCAUUCAAGCGAAUCACCAAAGGAGACUCGUUCAGAAUCCAUUCGAUCUCCAAGGUUCCGGGUUUAUUUCCUCCUGCUCGGAUUCUUGAUCUCCACGUGGAUGUUCUUACUUCGUCCCAACAGUUGGAGUUUUCUUGGAGCGCUCCCGGCAACGAUUUGGAUCAAGGCAAGACUAGCUUGUAUCAACUGUACAGUUCGGAGAACCCCAGUAUCUUCUACACCAACUUGAACCAAUCCAAACAGGUGGACGGCUUCAAUGCCAUCAAGAAAGCCGGAGAGCGGGAGAGUCACAGGAUCACGGUCUCGCAAUUCAACACUAACGUGUAUUACGCUUUGGUUUCCAUCGAUGCCUUUGGGAAUGCCGGCGAGGUGUCGAAUAUUCGACAAGCCUACAUGCCCUCACCCGCCUCGCUCUUGGCUACGACCGUCAAUGAGGGCCUGAGUAGCGAGCAAGUCUUGGAUUCUCCCCAACAUCGGGCCGUUCCGUCGUCCAAAUCGGAAAAGAUCCUCCUGUUCAUCAUCGUUGCCGUGGUUGGUUUCAUCUUGCUGUGUGUGAUUAUGGUGUUAGUGAUUGUGUUUUCGUACCGUCGCAAAAAGGCUUCCCACUCUGGUCACAACGAGUCAAUGCGCUCGAUGGGUGUGUCCACCUCGGUGGUUAUGAACGAUGCUAAUUCGACGUCAAUCGUGGCCUCAAAUAGCGUGGACAAUCUUCAAUCGCCGGGUUAUUCCGUGUGCGACGAACAAGAUUUAAUCAAGGAACAACAGGAGACCAAUCGAUUUCUUCACAGCUACAGUGAUAUGACCAUGAGUAACAAUGGGACAGGGACUCAGAACAGUGUGAGCUUCGCCGACGAGAAUCCCUACGGAAAUGGAGUGGCUAUGAACAUGAACAGUACCAUGAACCGAUCCUCCACCUACGGCUGGACCGAGUUCAACAAUCCUUACGUUAUCCAGAGUACGAGCAAUACUCUGCCCACUUACCGGGAUUUCCAGAACCACCAACAAAUGAACGGCUACGUGCCCAACUACUACAAUUCAAAUAUUACCGCACCCCCAGCGCCUCCUACGUAUGCUCAGCCCAUUCCCAAAAGCCAAAGAGGAAGCAAUAUCUACACCAAACCAACUCACAACUCCAGCCCAGCUGGCCUUUUGUCCCAGCAGCAGCAGCAGCAAAAACAACAACAACAACAACAACAACAACAACAUCCUCAUCACCUACUACAUCUUCAAAGUCCCAGCGGUUCCAGUCAGUCUUCAACAUCGGCUCAAAUGCCGCCCCAUCUCGGAAGUGGGGAUGAGCGAGUCCCGAGCAUUUCCCCACCACUUGAAGGCGUGUCUGUUCCCCUCAUCUCUUCCUCCAACUCGAACACGCCUACCAAAUCAAUUCUAAAGAAGCCCAAACAUUAUAGUACAAACGCCACGCCCAGUGGUCAGGAGUCGUACCUUCAUUCUCGAUGUCUAACCCAAGAAGAUCAGAGCUCUCAAUCGAGUUCGGGUAAAGAUGACCGAUUUUCCGAGUCCUCCAAUGUCAGUUUCAGUGAUCGUGACACGCCCACCAUAGAUCUUGCAACCACUGGUAUGGUGGGACCACUUCAGCCUAUUCCGCCAUUGGCCAGCCAGGAUGAGGACGAGGAAGACAAUGAGGAAGCGGUCGAUGACGCCGAUGUCCAGGGCGGCUGUCAACCGAACUAUUCGCCCAGUAACACGUAUUUGGAAACGAGUUUCGAGGCCACCACGGCCACCAAUGAGCAGGCAUCGUCCUCAGGCAAAAAAUUGCCGCCACCAACGCUGCCUAAACCUGCAAGUGGUUUGGGAGGCUCGACUGAGUUGUCUGAAAAAGUGACCAUUGGAGCAGCCUCUUCGACUUCAUCGUCUGACGCUUCUCAAACCGCCUCCACGGGAUCCACUGACAAGAUCAAUGUCGAGUUCAGCUCGAAUACCAUCGACAGGAAAGUGCGAAACAUCACUCAAGUCUGAUGGGGUCGAUCGUGCCCAUGAAAAAUUCGCAGUAUUCCAGCAGACCUCUGUCUGUUCUAGUCCUCCAUUACAACCUAAGAAUCUCUUACGGUUCAUUCCACAGUGCUCAACCGACUUUGAUCAUUGUCGUUCCUUACCAUGUUUUCAUUUCAAUCCCCCCCCUCCCUCCCCUCGUUACUCCUAUUGUGAUUUCUUUUUUUUUAUAUAUUUCUAUUUGGAUUUCCUAGUUGAUCUCAAAAUGAGCGUCAUUCAUACGAAUGAUCCUUUGCCAUCCAUCCUACGAUGUCUACGAUUUGCCGUGAAUUAUUAGUCUCCGUGUCCUUAGAAGUAGCUUGUACUUGUAGAACACAUGCCAAAAUAAUCCAUCUCUUUGGUGUCAAAACUUUCCAAAUAAAGAAGCAUCCAAGAUUCAGACGAAA